This is a messenger RNA of Caenorhabditis auriculariae, 511 nucleotides long. The record is from the annotation of a GenBank genome assembly. Lineage: Eukaryota; Metazoa; Nematoda; Chromadorea; Rhabditida; Rhabditidae.
AUGGGCGGGGCGAGGCCAAUGGCGUACGCCCAUACCAUGGCCACGCCUACUGCCGCCUAUAAAAAGCCGGCUGGCCUGUGGCUUCCUCACUUUUUUCGCUUUUUGGUUCCUGCUCUCUUCUCGCCUUCAACGCCAAGAUGCUCUUCGAAGCUGCUCGACUACUUCAUCGAGGCUGGACGGAUGCUGGAGCUGGAACUGAUCGGACUUCUGAUGUUUGUCUGCCGCGACGACGAAGAUGUGGUUGAACGACAUCUUCCGAAGCUCUCAAACAACACCUCCAUCGAGAGCACGAGGUACAGCAUUGCUACAAAUUUUUCACCAAAUGAAAAAUAAAUCAUCAAAAAUCGUGCUAUAAUGAACUUAUUGCAGGUGUAUGGCGACUUCUCGGCUUCUUUGGCUUCGACUACCGUUCUCUGAGAUUAGCUUCUGGCCGCGUCGUUUUCUGAAGAGGCUCACCAACUUCUUCAACGCUGGAGCGGACAACAACAGACGGAGGACGUCGACUUCCUGA